Rotaria sp. Silwood1 is the source of this 654-nucleotide messenger RNA. NCBI's taxonomy places the organism in Eukaryota, Metazoa, Rotifera, Eurotatoria, Philodinida, Philodinidae. The record is from the annotation of a GenBank genome assembly.
AUGGAUAAUAAUUUCCAACAAUCUUCCAUUUAUGAGUCGCCAUCCAAUAACUAUUAUGCACAACCAAUAUAUUCCAGUGAAUAUGGACAAAUUCAAUCUUUUAAUAACAUGGAUAUGAAUACACAACAACAAAUGUAUCAGACAACUACACAACAACCAUCUUCGAUUUAUCAGUCACAGUUUCAACAACCACCACCUACUUAUGCGACAGCUCUUCAAUCAUCAUCAUAUCCUGUACCUAUGCAACAACAGUUGCCACCUGUAAAUGGCAACCAGAACUUAUCAACAAAGAAUCCAACUGGUCCAGAAGCAUCUCCUGCCAAAGGCUUUGAAUGGCCGCGUAAAUCGGUUUCGCUUGUUUGUCCAAAAUGUGGUGCUUCAGUAUCAACACGUGUAGAAACAAAAAAUACAUUGAUUACUUUAGCAUUUGUUUUGAUCUUUUGUUGUGUCACCUGUAUUUUGUUUUGGAUACCACUUUGUGUGUCAUCAUUUAAAAAUUCAUCUUCAAGUAUACCAACAACAGUAAAAUCAAGUAGUUUAUGUGCUUCAUGUGUAAGAUUAAAAUUUAAUGUUUUCACUUUUUUACUUGUUAUUAAUGAACGUUCAAUUGUUAUGCAUUGUUUUCGAUCAUCAAAAAAUAAUGUGCUACAGUGA